Messenger RNA from Fusarium proliferatum ET1, 3702 nucleotides. RefSeq lists its product as uncharacterized. The coding region runs from base 1 to 3702 and encodes 1233 amino acids. NCBI's taxonomy places the organism in Eukaryota, Fungi, Ascomycota, Sordariomycetes, Hypocreales, Nectriaceae. The record is from RefSeq and is a predicted model, not a curated record. The transcript is spliced from 5 exons. Gene Ontology annotation, biological process: lipid metabolic process; phosphatidylinositol-mediated signaling. Gene Ontology annotation, molecular function: phosphatidylinositol-4,5-bisphosphate phospholipase C activity.
AUGGAUCUAAUGAGUCUGACUGCUCGGGACCUUUCCAACAAGUGUCUUGAAGCUUUCCAACUAUGCUUAGCUUUUCGCUCUCCCGAACCUAAUUUGUCCAAUCAGCAGGCGUCUCAUGAUGAGCGAUUUGAGUAUCGCUUGGCAGACUUCAAUCUCUGGAUCGAUGGAAUCGGCGCCUUGGCUCCUUCAAAAGCCUCACUAGAUGCCAGGUUGAGUGAGCGACCGAUUGACCUUUCCCUCGUCAAAGGAAACCUUGUUAUGCUGUUUCAGUCCCUCGAAGACUGUUUGAAUUUUCUCAAUGAUGAUGGAGACCUCGAAGACACCUUACUUGACAUUGACUCGGCCCUGGAAAGUCUUGUCACUUUGUCCCUAGCUAUUCGUAGGACAGGACGUCGGUCGCGGCUUCACAAAGCAGAUCGCCUUUUCAAACCGGAAGAACACGCUGAGUUGAGGAAACACUUGGAAGCCAUCAUUGUUCUGCGUCCUGGGUCUGGUUCAUGCUUUAACGAUGAUGAGUUUCAAACCAAGAUCGAGUCGCUGACACCACAGCAAAAUCAUCUUAUCACGGCCAACUUGAAGCGAAGAAAUAGGUUCAUACAGGCUCAGCUACACUCUUUGGGUUUGAAGAAAAGAAGUGUUGCCUUCGAGUUGCCGGUUCCUGAAGCCGUGGAAAAGGAUCAUAACCAGGUCCCCUUUUCGACGAGUGAAGUAGAAGAGGUUGCCGUCCCCAUUGUCUCCGAUACUGACGCCCAACCUCACAAACCGCUGCCAGCACCCAUGUCAGUCACCUCAGCUUCGGUUCCCGAAAGUAAGCUCGAAUACAGAGAACCCAUUUCCAAGAGAACAGAGUCUACACCAAUGACCGUCAUUACUCAGAUCACUGCUUCAGCUCGAUACCCGCGUCCACGAGUAUAUGAUAACGAGCAGAAGGUUGUUCAAUGUCCGUGCUGUUGUCAGACCUUGCCCGUAGCAGAGGCUAAAAACAACAACCGAUGGAGAAAGCACUUAGCAGAAGAUAUACGCCCGUAUACCUGCAUAUUUGACAGCUGUCCUACACCAGACGUGUAUUACAGCAGUAGAUCGAUGCUGGAAGAGCAUUUUCGUCAGGACCAUCCACCAGUUUGGGUAUGUCCUUUGUAUGACGAAGAUUUAGUCUAUUCGACCAUGAGUGAAAUGAUGGACCAUCUUCAUAAGGCCCAUCCAGACAAUGGGGAGGACAUCUCACCGAUUAUUUCAUCGUCCGCGCAGACUAGAAUGGGCAUAAGGAGCUGUCCCCUCUGUGAAGUCAACGGUGAACCCGAUUCCCCAGAGCUCAUAGAACACGUCCUUGAACACGUACACGACUUCUCGCUCCGAUCACUUCCCUGGCCUAGACCCUCAGAAGUCGAUAUCGGCGGUGAAGUCGGGUCUUUCAAUCCGGAACGUGACGGGGCUGUUGCGAUCACUCAAUGGCUGGAGCUUUAUGAGCAUGAAGCGGAAGACAUUGAUCCUACAUUGGAGCUAUCAACUUGCGACUAUGGAAGGCUGGCAAUUAUAACCGAACAGAUAGCGUCUAGGAGACAGGAUAAGCUUGGCCUUGAUAUCUGCUUUGCUGACGAGCAUGGCGACGAAUCUGCUGAGGCCGAGACUGAUAUUUCAGAGCUUACCCAAGACACUUUUGAAUCGAUCAAAGAGGCUCGUGAUGUGGUCUUGUGCCAUGAAUGCUCCUUGAGAUGGUAUAGAGAUGAAGAUGGAAUGCAGUGUCCCAAAUGUCAAAGCGAGUUCGUUGAGAUUGUCGAUCCAGAAAGUGGCUCUGAGGGUUCAGAUCUUCUCGGUACUGUUACGAGGCCAGGCUUCGCUACGAUAGCUAGUCAUGGUGGACACGGUGAUGAAAGCAGGCAUUCAAGCGAUGCCACAGCCUCCAAACCAAGCGCCCGAGAGUCCACCUCCGGCUUUCGAAGAUUCACUGACCGUCUCUUCUCCCGCAAGAAGGCCGAUAAUAUUGAAUCCCGGCCUGGUCAAGACGCCCCCGGGAACUUGGUCCAAUUUCUAGCGCUCAAGCAGAGUGCCGUAGCGAACCAGGAGGCCUGGAAGAUUCUGUCAAAUUUUUACUACAGGCAGCUAGACUCUCCCUCGAGAACACGGUCAAUGUUUGCAAAUUUUAUCAGAGAUGUCCAACAUGAGGAUAUUCGGCCAACCCACACACUUGUGUCUGAUCUAGAUAGCUUUUUACAAGUUAUGGUCGGGUUUUACUUGAGUCCACUCAAACCAUUACCUCCAAAGGACCUUUCGAAACCAAUAUCAAACUACUUUAUCAACAGUACCCAUCGGACUAUGUUGCGUACAUCAUCAGGACCUCACACCACUGCUGAUGCAAUACGAGAAGUGCUUCACUUUGGGCAUCGAGUCAUUAAUUUGAAUGUUUGGAAUGGCGCGUGGGAAGAACUCAAACCUGAGAGGACCACGAAGACAAUCAACCGGCUAUUCGGCCUCAACAGAGCAACUGAUGCACUGAAGCCCGUGGCUCCAAAGACCACUCUCUCCGAAUCAGCUCAGUUGAGAUCCUCUGCUGAACCAAUCGUCAAGGAUGGCUCCUUGACGCCAUGUGGUUUCAGAGAAGCCUGUCGAGUAAUCAAAAAGUCUGCCUUUGUCAAUACUGACCUACCUGUGAUCAUCCAUCUUACGGUCUACGUAGACCAUGAUCAUCAAGACACACUGGCUCAAAUCAUGAAGGAAGAGUGGCGUGAUAGUCUGAUCGACGAGAUAGUUGAGGGUUGCGAUCCACGAUUUCGGCUACCAAAAUUGGAGGAUCUUCGAGGUCGGAUACUUGUUAGUCUAACAAGAUAUUUUCCUGCCAAGGAUGACAACGCCCUACAUGACAACCGUACUCAAAAGCCAUUGCCCAUGGUUAUUGUAGGGCGACUAAACGAGCUUGAUAUCUACAUGCGACGCUUGCGCUUCCAUGGUUUUGAUAGUCUCAACACAAAAGAACCUAGCACUGUUUGCUCCCUGCAGGAAGCGGAGGUUGAGAAAAUUAUUUCGACAUCAUCGACUUACCUUUUUUUACGAAACCAACAGUACCUUUUUUAUGUCAAUCCGAACUCGGCGAGACAAGAAUCUUCAAACCUCGAUCCCUUGCGAUUUUGGAGACAUGGUGUUCAAAUGGCUGCAAUCAGCGGGCAUAAAGUAGAUGAGGGUAUGAUGUUGAAUGAAGGAAUGUUUGCUGAUGAAUCAGGAUGGGUUCUGAAACCUGUCGGUUACCAAAGCCACAGCAAUAAUAUCUCGACCGAUCUCGAAGCAGCUCCACGAAAGGAGCUUGAUCUAUCCAUAUUCGUUUUCCAAGAUCAGGAGUUUCUGGCUCGUACGCACCGAGAAAUUAAGGACCUUUCAUCAUUCAUGAGGGUCUCACUCCAUGUUGAUGGCGAAGUAAAUGCUUGGGUAUCAGGAGGUGACUUCCCAAUAUCUACAGAUGAUGGCUCUGGUGCUUUAGGCUACGAGCUCAACUUCCAUGUAGCCAAAGCAAAUCCCAGCCUCUUUCCAAAGCUUAGCAUCCUUAGGUUGACAUUUGCGGACUACUCGUCAGACGACGGUUUAUUCGCGUGGGCCAGUCUCAGGCUAGAUCGCUUGAAACAAGGUUACCGACUAGUGCAACUUUACGACAGCGAAGGGUUGCCGUUGAUGCAACAGAGAAUACUCUUAAAGUUUAAGAUUAGUUGGCAGUAA